Scomber japonicus (chub mackerel) is the source of this 1689-nucleotide messenger RNA. RefSeq lists its product as uncharacterized. Gene Ontology annotation, molecular function: cell-cell adhesion mediator activity. The record is from RefSeq and is a predicted model, not a curated record. The transcript has 8 exons. NCBI's taxonomy places the organism in Eukaryota, Metazoa, Chordata, Actinopteri, Scombriformes, Scombridae. Bases 1 to 1689 code for a protein of 562 amino acids.
AUGGAUCCCUUUUCCUGCAUGGCCCCUGAUAUCCUUCAGUUUCUCCAGGAAAUGUUGGAGGCAGACAAGUCUCCCUCAACUUUGAGGGGGAUGGUGGCAGCCAUAAAGGCAGCCAGUGAGGCCAUCCGUCUCCCCAUGGGAUUUGGAGAUGGUUCUGCCAGCCUUGCAGCAUGGGCUAUUCGAGCCUCUGGAAACGGUUUAGCUGAGAUGGCUUUCCCUCAAGACAGCAUUCUUAUUGGGUAUUGUGUCGGCAAAAAGGGCGGGGCUACAGACCAGCUCGUUGUCUGCUACAGGACUGACACUCUUGGGCAACCAGUCUCCAAGGGUAGCCUGUCUCAUUGGGUUGUAGAGGCAAUCCAACAGGCAUAUAAGGAGGCAGGUAUAACAGAUAUGAUACUAACACAGCCGACUGUGAUGGCAAAACUAGGAGAAGAUGCCACUCUCAGCUGUCAGGUCAUGGAUCUUCAGGAUUUCAUUCAGGCCACCUGGAAGAAAGUGUUGCCUGAUGGGAGGAGGAUUAAUAUUGCCAAUGACCACAGAACUGCUGGACCAACAGUCGUUGCUAGUUUUAAGGGGAAAGUGGUGUUUAAAGAAACUGGAUUGAAGAAAUCCACCAUAGCUAUCAGGAGGCUGACGCAGCAAGAUGUAAGAUGCUAUGUUUGUCAGUAUACCUCUCUGCAUACUGGUAGUUUUCAGGAAGGCACAACCUGCAUCCAACUCUAUGAGCUGCAUGAACCCAUUCUACAAAUCAGAGAAUCAAACUCGACGGAAGAGACAGUUGUGUCCUGCUCGGCCACAGGUCGUCCUGCUCCCACAGUCACUCUGAAUGUCCCACAACAAGACCUCUACUUCACUAACAGCAGAACAGUCAGUGUCACCAACGCCAACGGUACAGUCACUGUCACCACUACAGCUGUGUUGCCUGAUUUCCAUGGAAACGACAUACAAGUUCGAUGUACAGCACGACUGAUCUCAGGCCCUGAAAUUCAGGUGUUUAAGACGAUUCCUGGUCUAACAGAUGUGAUACUAACACAGCCGACUGUGUGGGCAAAACUAGGAGAAGAUGCCCAUCUCAGCUGUCAGGUCAUGCAGUAUAAAGAUGUUCUUCAGGUCACCUGGCAGAAACUUUCACCUGAGGGGAAGAAGAAGAAUCUUGGCAACUACAACAAAUACUCUGGACAAACAGUGAAUCCUGGUUUUCAGGGGAAAGUGGAGUUUAAAGAUGCUGGACUGCAGAACUGCUCCAUAGUUAUUAAGAAGGCGGUGGAGCAGGAUGAAAGCUGCUAUCUCUGUCGGUUUAGCUCUCUGUAUUCAGGUGGUUCUCUGAAAGGCAGAACUUGCCUCCAAGUCUAUGAGCUGCAUGAACCCAUUCUACAAAUCAGAGAAUCAAACUCUACUGAAGAGAUGGUUGUGUCUUGCUCGGCCACAGGUCGUCCUGCUCCCACAGUCACUCUGAAUGUCCCACAACAAGACCUCUACUUCUCUAACAGCAGCACAGUCAGUGUCACCAACGCCAACGGUACAGUCACUGUCACCACUACAGCUAUGCUGUCUGUUUUCGGUGGAAAUGACACACUAGUUGGAUGUACAGCACGACUGCUUUCAGUUGCUGAAAUUCAGGUGUUUAAGACGAUUCCUGCAAUCAAAACACCUGCUGAUGGUUUUAAUGAAGAAUCUGGAUCUAAUUAG